AUGUGUUUCCAGUUGGCGUUUCGAGUGAACGCAGUCCUCUUGCUGAUUCUGUUCGCAAGACAGUCGAAUGGUCUAAUCUACCGAUUCAUUCCCGAGGAUGAUGAGUUCUUUGAAGACUGCGAUAACGCGCCUAGUAACGCUCUGAACCUUCAUGGAUUUGUUGACACUUCUCAAAUAAGCUUCUCUCGGAAUAAUGGUAUAAUUACCGUAUCGGGCAAUACUACCGCAAUCUGGAAUAUUAAACCUGGGGAUCGUAUUGAAGGUAAGGCUGUCAUGUUCCAAUACGAUCGUGGCAUCUGGCGGCCAACACAAUUCAGUGUGACAGUGCGUAACUGCUGUGCCGUCAUAUACGACAAGCCGCAGUACUGGUAUAAAUAUUGGACACAACAUAUAACCAAUAGGGAAGAAAUAAAGGACCAAUGUUUUUACCCCGGAACCAAAAUGAUAUAUGAGCCUUUCGAGAUAGACGUUUUAAUGCAGUUCACGGGUCUGCCUUUAAAUGGGCGGUACAAGAUCGUGACCACAUUUAGGGCAUUCGACAAGAGAAAUGUACAGCGCGAUACUAUCAUUUGCUUACAAACCGUUGGAGAAUUCGAAAGGCUAGACUAA
Molecule: messenger RNA, 609 nt
Organism: Drosophila arizonae
Lineage: Eukaryota; Metazoa; Arthropoda; Insecta; Diptera; Drosophilidae
Source: RefSeq, a predicted model, not a curated record